Molecule: messenger RNA, 549 nt
Organism: Populus euphratica (Euphrates poplar)
Lineage: Eukaryota; Viridiplantae; Streptophyta; Magnoliopsida; Malpighiales; Salicaceae
Exons: 3
Molecular function (GO): protein binding
Source: RefSeq, a predicted model, not a curated record
AUGAUUGACUACUAUCAGAAAGGAAAAUGGGAUCUCAUGAUUGACUACUAUCAGAAACAUUCCGAAUAUUUGCACUCUCCACUUACGGCCUCUAAGGAGACUGCAUUUCAUAUGGCUGUAAUUUCUCAAGAAAACAAAUUUGGAAAUACGGUUCUUCACGAAGCAACCAUCUAUGGCAAUAAUAAGGCUGUAAAACUCUUGGUAGAACGUUGUCCCGAGCUGCUUUCGGUUCCAAAUGAGUUCGGUGAAACCCCAUUGUUUACAGCUGCCGGAUUUGCUGAGACAGAAAUAGUGGAGUUUUUAAUCAGAUCCAAACCAGGACAACGCGUGGAUGAUGAUGGCCUCCUAUUACCAAUUCACCGCCAGAGAACGGUAGAUAGCAUGUCCAUCCUUAGCGCUGCUAUCAUAGGGCAAAACUUUGAAGCAGCUUUACUGUUGCUAGAACUGGAUAGAUCGCUCGCCAGCUUGAAGGACAAAAAAUCAAAUAUCUACUCUUCAACUUCUAGCCGAAAUGCCAGCUGCUUUUUUGACAGUGAAUUUCCCAUGGGC